UCUGCUCCGUCACUAUGGCUGCAAGAGACGCGAGAUGGUGAGAGUUUGCUUGAAUAAAAUUAAACAAGUAUAUCCAUAAUACCUCUUAUCUGACGUUCAUUAGUCUAAUAACAGAAACGGCGUAUGUUAUUUUCAUAUUUGGAGCUAUUUGGUUCAGUAUUUUCUCUGAAACGAGGAGGAUUAACAGGAGAACCCAUCAGCUGCCUUCAUUCAGGAAACAACAUCCCUAGUUUAUAAAGUAAACAAGCGGCGCUCUUCCAAAAAUGGCGAAAAUGUACCACAAAGAGAAAAGCAUCCAGAUAAAGAGCAGCGCGUCCGCGUUCUACAACAACCUGAGCGUCCUGCGCAUCGCGCCGCGCUGUCUCACCUAUUUCACGGUGGUCCACGCCAACGUGGUGAACAUGGUCAGCGCCUCCUGGGACGGGCUGAACUAUUCCCACCGACAGCUGCAAUCUAAAGAGGGCAACGUGGCCACCAGCUCCUCACUUAUCAUGCAGGCAGCGUGGUGUGUCCUGCCCUCAAGAGAUCUUCUUGUUCUCACCUCUCAGAAGGGAAUCCAGAUGUAUGAAUCGGAUGGAUCCAUUAUGGUCUAUUGGCAUGCACUGGACACACCAGAGACCCCUACUGCGAAGGCAGUGUUUGCCCGAGGAAUUGCAGCAGUGCGGGAAAAAUAUAUUUGUGUAGGGGUCUCAUCUGGCUCAGUGCUUGUGUUUGACGUUCCCAGUAAAGGCAGUAACAUCACCCUGUCUGAGGUUUUGGAGGAACACAAAGAAGCAAUCACAGACAUGGCCUCUGAGUGCUCAGGCAAUCUGGAGUGUAUUGCUGAUUUAGUUAGUGCUGAUGACUCUGGCCUCAUCUGUGUGUGGAAAUCAGGAGAAGAUUUUCAACUGCUCAACAAGAUCCCUGGUUUUGACACGAGUUGUUCUUCAGUAAAACUCUGGAAGGGCACAGUCAUUGCAGGCUAUGGGACGGGACAGAUCCGUCUGUAUGAGGGGGUCACAGGUAUACUGCAUGCAGAGGUCACUGCCCAUGCACGAUGGAUCUACUCGCUGGACAUCGCACCGGUCACUGGACUGCUGAUCUCUGCAGCAGAAGACUCCUGGGUUAGAGUGUGGCAUCUGAGCUUGACUCCAGAGACUAAUAGUGUAGAGAUUGAGCACAUGUACAAUGAGUGUGUGACUGAUACACAGAUCUGUGGAGCCAAGUUCUGUGACGGGGAUGGCUACGCCUUUGCAGUGACUGGCUAUGACUUGAGUGAGAUCAUCCGCUACACGCAAGCCUAGUCAGGAAUACAGCAUGCACUUCUAAGACAGUCCCAUUUGGUCAUAUGAGGAUCGCCUGCAGAAGGAAGGUCAUGUCUUGACAAUAUAUUGGUGAAUAUAUUGGUGUGCAGUCAUGAUAGGCAGGGUCAGGCUGGAGUGAAUGUUCUUCUAACUUCUUAGGCACUACAUGACUACACUACAUGCCUAAAAAGCCACACUUGAAUCAGGUGACUGUGUUUAGUACGGUAUGUCUACAUGAUUGGCAGUUGUGCCAGGUACAAAUUACUCUUUUUGUGCUCUGAUAUUAAGGGAAAAUACAUAACAUUGGUUAAACAGAACAUGUUGAUCUGGAAACAAAGCAUUAAUAUGAUAAAAUGUUAGAAGGGGUUGUUCUGUUAGUGUUUUGCUUCUCACAAAAUUUGUUUAGUAAAUGUAUUUACUAAAGUGUUACUGAGCAAUUUCAUUACCUCAUUGAACAAUUUUGGGUGUGCAAUUAAUUCAGAUGGUAUGUAAUCAUAUUUGUGGUUCAGAAAACAAAACAUAUCAAAAUUGUUUGUAAAGUAUUUAUUCAUUAUGAAUAUUAUGAAUAUUAAAUAGUGCAGAGGCUAUUUUUUCCAAGUGGAAUUAUAAU
This is a messenger RNA of Sinocyclocheilus rhinocerous, 1893 nucleotides long. Its product is annotated as WD repeat-containing protein 54-like. The coding region runs from base 264 to 1283 and encodes 339 amino acids. The transcript has 10 exons. Gene Ontology annotation, molecular function: protein binding. Gene Ontology annotation, cellular component: centriole; ciliary basal body. The record is from RefSeq and is a predicted model, not a curated record. Lineage: Eukaryota; Metazoa; Chordata; Actinopteri; Cypriniformes; Cyprinidae. Gene Ontology annotation, biological process: cilium assembly.